CAACCCCGGCCUCCUCACCAGCUCCCACUCCGCUUUAACAAGAAGAAGAUAUUUUCACUCACUUCUUCUGUACCACACCAGACAGGACCUUGGUGGCCAAAGAUAGCACCACUGAGGUGUCAGACAUAGGAGCAAAACUUGCUGCAGCAAAAUGGUGAUGGUAGAUCUGAAGAUUGAGUAUUUGAACCCUCAUGUCAAGGCUCUGUGGGAGACCAACGAGCCUGUGACAGAGCACUCCGGUCAAAGUAAAGUGUCUUCUUCACAGAGAGACAGUCUCAGACACAGGAACUCUUGUUGGCACUUCAGGAAUUUUGAUUAUCACAAAGCAUCAGGACCCCGUGAGGCUGUCAGCCAGCUUCAAGAAUUAUGCCAUCUUUGGCUGAGACCAGAAGUGCACUCCAAAGAGCAGAUCUUGGAACUACUGGUGUUAGAGCAGUUCCUGUCCAUUCUCCCAAGGGAGAUGCAGACUCGGAUACAGAAGUACCAUCCAAAAACCAUUGAGGAGGCUGUGUCCCUGGUAGAGCACUUGCAGAGGGAAUCUGAUCAAAUAAGGAAUGGGGUCACAGUCCCUGAGCCAGGGAAGGAAGCAGUGUUCUUGGGAAAAACAGCAGAAGCCCCAGGCUUCAAGCUGAAGGCAGCAGAGGCUCCACCAGAGGGACUGUCCCAGGAGGAAGAAUUUUGGAAUACAUACCAGGGUCUGCAAAAACAUCAGAGCAAGAAUACUCAUAAGGAAGCCAAGACUGUAUAUGAGAGGGCUGUGCCUGCUCAACAGAUUCUAGUCUUUCCUGAGCAAACUAACACCAAAGACUGGACAGUGGCGCCUAAGCUCAUCUUGCCUGAAUCCCAGAGCUUGUUGGCAUUUGAUGACGUGGCCAUGUAUUUUUCUCAGGAAGAAUGGGAGUUAUUGAAUCCCACUCAGAAGAGUCUCUACAAUGAUGUGAUGCAGGAAAACUAUAAUACUGUCAUCUCUCUAGCAUUAUUUGUGCUUCCCAAACCUAAAGUGAUCUUCUGUCUAGAACAAGGGGAGGAACCAUGGGUUCAAGGAUCCUCAGAUUUCAAAGAGAGUCGUAGAGGAUUUUGUACAGGGUUAAAAGUAAAAAAUGACAAUGAAAAUCACCAGCCUAUAUCACUUUCUGACUUAGAAAUGCAAGCAUCAAAAGACAUAGUAUCAAAAAAGAUCAAAUUGGAAGUUUCCCAGAAAGCAACUGGCAAACAAAAUCAUGGUGAUACACACAGAGUGGGGAAAUGGCACCGAGAUUUUUCAGUGAAGAAAAGAAAGAAACUUUCAACAUGGAAACAAGAGCUGCUGAGACUUAUGGAUCUUCACAAGAAAGAUUGUGAAGGAGAGAAACCCUUUAAAUGCCCAGAAUGUGGGGAAAGCUUCAAAGUUAGCUCUGACCUUUUUAAGCACCAAAGAAUUCACACUGAAGAGAAACCUUACAAAUGUCAGCAGUGUGAUAAGAGGUUUAGGUGGAGUUCAGCUCUCAGUAAGCAUUUAACCACACACCAAGGAAUAAAACCAUAUAAAUGUUCUUGGUGUGGGAAAAGCUUCAGCCAAAAUACAAAUCUUCACACUCACCAAAGAACUCACACUGGAGAGAAGCCCUUUACUUGUCAUGAGUGUGGGAAAAAGUUCAGUCAGAACUCCCAUCUUAUUAAACACCGGAGAACCCACACAGGAGAGCAGCCUUAUACCUGUAGUAUAUGUAAGAGAAACUUUAGUAGGCGCUCAAGCCUUCUUAGACAUCAGAAACUCCACCAAUGAGAGGAAACUUAUCCAGUGUCUUCAUUCUGAAGAAAUUUACCAAAUAGAAGAGCUUGAUCCUUAAGUGGGGAAAAUGCAAAAUGAAGAAUGAGUUUUUACCAUCAGAAAAUUUGGAGAAAAUAAGCCUUGUGUUUCACAGAAAGGAAUCAAGGUUAGCUCUGCAGGGAGUGCUGGUUUUAUUUAUUUAU
Messenger RNA from Dipodomys ordii (Ord's kangaroo rat), 1953 nucleotides. RefSeq names its product zinc finger protein 75a (gene Znf75a). Bases 152 to 1765 code for a protein of 537 amino acids. Gene Ontology annotation, molecular function: RNA polymerase II cis-regulatory region sequence-specific DNA binding; DNA-binding transcription repressor activity, RNA polymerase II-specific. The transcript has 7 exons. Gene Ontology annotation, biological process: negative regulation of transcription by RNA polymerase II. The record is from RefSeq and is a predicted model, not a curated record. Lineage: Eukaryota; Metazoa; Chordata; Mammalia; Rodentia; Heteromyidae.